AUGCUUGAGAUUCCAACACAUCAAUCCGGAAAGUUCGGGCCCACAGAGUCGACAUCGGGAUGGCGUGAAAAGAAUUCAGACGACAUUGAUACGACCCCCGAGGAUCAGAAGCCGGCGGCAGGAAGGCGUCGCCGACCGACUGGGAAGCGACCCUCCGGAAUUCCAGCUGAUAGUGACGACCCUGACAGCUCGCCGACCUACAACAGUCGCCAGGGUAGACCAGUACGGUACAGGCCACCUGCGAAUCGAAGGCUGUUUUCGAGGCAGACGCCUAAUCUCCCUAUCGUCGGUGUUGGUAUCACUCCCGGGCCCUCGACGGGCCCACCACCUCAGACACCCGAGGAGCAGGCUAUUGUCGCUGGCAAUAAACGACAAAGGGAACGGGGCUCGACGCCCCUUGCACCUCAUGCCAACAGACGACGUGUGGAUGAGGCUGGCAGACAGACAUACGAUGACCGUACCUCGCCCCCUCGGGGUGGUACGGCCGCACCAGCUACGCCAACGCAAUGGAUUCAUGAUGAUGAUAUGGAUAAAGAGAGACAGGACUCGGAUGAGGAGGAGCACCCGUCACCUACUGCAGCGCGGGCAGCAAGAAAGAUUUUGAGACCUACGGGUACAAGAAAUACCGCGGGGAUUUUGGACAGGCAGGCCCUUUUGGCAAAGGCUCGGGAAGAACGCGAGAAGGUCAGUCAAUUGACUAGCACGUUUGGAGGCAUGUCUAUCAACCGGAUGGAUUUAGACUGGCAGCCGGAGACCUCUGCCAGACCUGACCCUCCUCGUGUGCCUGUCCAGCUCCCGCAGAUUGACUGGGAUGCUCCCAUUGACCAGGAGCCAAUGGUGGUUGAUGAUGCGCCCCCGCCAUCGGCCAAGAUGCUGAGGUUGUGGCAGAAGGCGAAGGACAGGCUGGGCUUAAAGGACAACCAAACUGAGAGAAGCCAGCAGCAGGUAGACGACGAGCUGACCUGGACUGGGACGGAGGAGCAACAACUUCAAAGCCAAAGCACGCCGGACCAGAGCACGAGCAGUGGAAGAACCUAUCACCCGUACCGUCCGCUCUUGAACCAGGGAAUCAACCGGCACUCUCCCCAAGCCAGCAGGAACAGGGCCUCUGCCGGAGGAUAUGCACCAGCACCCCCCUCUUCCUCUGCCAGCUCUAGCCAACCAGGACCAUCCAGAAACCCUACCCUCCGGCGCAUGACCGGCAAUGCGAACCUCGCAGCCUCCUACCAAUACAAAGCCCCAAGCCCUGACUGGGCCCAAUGCAAGCGCCAGUCGUUUGUCAUCGAAGAGGACACCGCGUCGGGAGUAUCAAACCUCUACUACAACAAACCAGACCUCCACCGAACUGGCCGUGUUAAAAGAAUAAAGUUUGGCGCCGGGCAUAUCUUUAUCGGCCGGUUCCGGAGACACGGCGGAGAGAACUUCAUCAUGGCGUUCCCGUAUGACAUCCGCUUCUUGAUCUACAAGGAGCUCUUGACCUGUCAUGCCAGGCUGAUCAAGCUUGGUGCCGGCGCGCCGUUGAUUACAGUAGGCAUGGACAUCCCGCCGUGUGACAACCAGAUCAUGUUUACUUCCAAGACGAUCCAUCUCGAGACCUUUAGAAUUUUCUACGGGAUCAACACGUUUGAGAUCAAGGUCAACUGGGAGCACUUUCUUGAUCCGUUGCAUUUCUUGCCGGCAGACUUUGGGCUUGCGGUGAGGAAGAUCAAUCUUGUGCACGACUUCAAGAUCAACUCCAAUUUGAGGGAGGUGCUCGCCAGGAUGAAUGAUAUACCCUGUUACCACUACCCCAGCGGCCCGUCAACGCGCAUUUUGGAUUUUAACAGUUGGCAACCUAUUCUCCAGAGGUUGGAUUACUUGCAUGUUGAGUGGAAGGUGGAAACGUGGGUGCGGCACAGGUUGUAUGCGGGUGCGGAUUUGAACAAGACGAGACUGACAAAGAAGGAUGGGUGGGAGGGAUGGGAUGGGAUUUGGUUCGCGAUGCAGAUGUACAAGACGACGCAGAAGGCGGGGAGCCAGAGGACGAGCAGUUACUUUUGUUACUGGGACAGCUGGAUGGAUCCGAGGUUUGGGAUGGAUCUGGGGUCGUAUCAUACUUGUGGUGCGAGGUGCAAGUAUAUGGAGGAUUUCUUUGCCAAGUUGUGGGAGACGGAUGUUGGGGCGGAUUUCGAUCGGAACGAUUUGGUAAGGGAGGAUCCCGACUCGGAGUUUUAA
Molecule: messenger RNA, 2214 nt
Organism: Podospora pseudocomata
Lineage: Eukaryota; Fungi; Ascomycota; Sordariomycetes; Sordariales; Podosporaceae
Exons: 1
Coding region: 1-2214 (737 amino acids)
Source: RefSeq, a predicted model, not a curated record